CUGGAGAAGUUCGGCUCCAUUUUGUGAGAAGCUGUGACGACGCUCUGAUCCUCCGACCGAUCCCAGACCAGCAGCUCCAGACCCAGAACCAGACCGCAGACUCACCGCCCGUCGACAAGUUAUCCUCCGAAAAGGAAAUCCAAUCUUAUCGUAUGUCCUCUAUCCAGAACCUCCAAACUUAUGACCCCUUUGCUGAUAAGGGUGAUGACCAACACCCAGCUGGGACUGAGGACUACAUCCACAUAAGAAUCCAACAGCGGAACGGCAGGAAGACCCUCACCACUGUCCAGGGCAUCUCCUCCCAGUAUGACAAGAAGAAGCUAGUCAAGGCCUUCAAGAAGAAGUUUGCCUGCAACGGCACAGUGAUCGAGCACCCGGAGUAUGGUGAAGUGAUCCAGCUUCAGGGUGACCAGCGCAAGGAUAUCUGCAAGUUCCUCACUGAUGUUCACCUGGCUAAGGAUGAGCAGCUCAAAGUCCACGGCUUCUAGAAGCUGCCGAUCGGCCCCCUCCCCGACUCUCCAGGACGGCCAUUAACCCCCCCACCCCUCCUCCUCCCUUCCUCCUAUGUGCUGCUGUUGGCCCCCCCCUCGUAGUCCCACCAGCUCCUACUAGCUAACACGAGAUUUACCUCUUGACAAACAUGGGACUCUGUAACACCGACCCCUACAACACCAGGGGGCAGGCUCGCUCUCACAAAGACACGCCACUGCAGCUCCACACAACAUCAGGGAUGAGUGGUGAUGACCCCGCCCACCUCCUCCUCCCCCUUGUUUAUUCCUUUAUUUUUUAUUUUUAGGUCUUGUGUCGCAAUAAAGACACUAUUUCAUGUAACUUUUUGUUUUGUAUUCAAGGUGUUUCAAUAAAACAAUGAGUCUCCA
Messenger RNA from Limanda limanda (common dab), 878 nucleotides. RefSeq names its product eukaryotic translation initiation factor 1-like. Gene Ontology annotation, molecular function: RNA binding; ribosomal small subunit binding; translation initiation factor activity. The record is from RefSeq and is a predicted model, not a curated record. Gene Ontology annotation, cellular component: eukaryotic 43S preinitiation complex. Bases 153 to 488 code for a protein of 111 amino acids. The transcript is spliced from 4 exons. Gene Ontology annotation, biological process: translational initiation. Lineage: Eukaryota; Metazoa; Chordata; Actinopteri; Pleuronectiformes; Pleuronectidae.